Messenger RNA from Clunio marinus, 333 nucleotides. The record is from the annotation of a GenBank genome assembly. NCBI's taxonomy places the organism in Eukaryota, Metazoa, Arthropoda, Insecta, Diptera, Chironomidae.
AUGGACGUCAAAAACAAAAACAGAAAAAGUCAAGAAAGAGGAAAUGACGAGUCGAGGUUCAUGGUUCAACACGGCAGAACGGACAGACAUGUGAAAAGUUCUCACACUCUGAACUAUUUACAAAGCUGUUUUCAAAAUGGUAAUUUCAUUUUAUUAAUAAAACAAGUCUUGAUUAUUGGUGGAUCAAAACCAAAAGCUGAACAGAGACAGAAACAUAAAAGAGAGCAAAAAUUCGUCGCGAAGUUGGCACAUAACAAAAUUGAAAUUAAUUUGGACAAUUUGUUUGAACAUUUAGCUCAUGAAAUAUUUGAUUCAACACAAACUUUGCUAUGA